Postia placenta MAD-698-R-SB12 is the source of this 732-nucleotide messenger RNA. RefSeq lists its product as hypothetical. The coding region runs from base 1 to 732 and encodes 243 amino acids. The transcript has 2 exons. Lineage: Eukaryota; Fungi; Basidiomycota; Agaricomycetes; Polyporales; Adustoporiaceae. The record is from RefSeq and is a predicted model, not a curated record.
AUGAAGUCGCCGUUCGUCACGCUGACCCCAGAAGAGUUGCUGUCAAUCGCGCCCGACGUUCGAAACAAGUACCGCGACGCCGUCACCCCUAAGCGAGUCUCGACGGAACCCGUCGCGUCGGCCCACAUCGUAGAAAUCAGCGCCGACGACGUCACGGCCGUCAACCAGCUCUCGUGUUCAGGUGCAACGUUGGAACCCGGUGCUACAAUCGUCCCCGACCCAUAUGAAACCUAUCUGAAGCACAUCCCGCACGGCGAGCACCCCGCAGAAUUCACCGUCGCCCGUGAUUCGAACGCGAUUCGUUCGAUCAUCGCGUUGGUCGACAACAAAGAGCAGAUCGAAUGCAUCGUCGACCCCGGUUCGCAGAUCGUCGCCAUGUCGGAAGAGGUCUGUCUCGGCCUCAACCUCCUCUUCGAUCCUACUAUCCAGCUGAACAUGCAAUCGGCGAACGGCGAGGUGGACCGAUCGCUGGGACUCAUUCGAAAUGUUCCCUUCCGCAUCGGUGAGAUCGUAUUGUAUCUUCAGGCUCACGUCAUUCGAAACGCAGCAUACGACAUUCUCCUCGGCCGACCCUUCGAUGUGCUCACGCAGAGCGUCGUCAAGAACUUCGCCGACGAGAACCAGACCAUUACGAUCCUCUGUCCGAACACCGGCGAAACCGUCACGAUUCCGACCAUCCUCUCGGGUGUCGCAAAUCGCAUUUUCUCGCUUCGAGGAAUUGAUUCCCCAUGA